Messenger RNA from Symbiodinium sp. CCMP2456, 1173 nucleotides. The record is from the annotation of a GenBank genome assembly. NCBI's taxonomy places the organism in Eukaryota, Dinophyceae, Suessiales, Symbiodiniaceae.
AUGGCGGGAGCGCUGAUUCGAAAUGCCAUCGAGACCGGAGCUCCGCUGUAUAAUGCCGGUCAGGUGGCAAUGUGCGCUCGUAUCUACGAGGAUACAGCAAGAAAACUCUUGCUGGACCAGCGGGCCGAGCUGCGGGAGCCUGUGGCGAAAUCCCUCACAGAUGCGCUGACAGUAGCUGGUGCGCUGGGCUCUUUGCCAGGGCCUUCUGAGGCCGACCAGCUUGCGUGGGCCUUCCGCCGCGCCUUUGAUGAGCAACUUGAGGCACCAUGCCUGUGCCGGGGUAUGGCAGGCGGCAGGUGGGAGGCGGCAGCGGCGAUUCCCAAAGCUGGAUCACCUCCGCAAGGCGCCACUGACGCUAAAAGCGUCAUUGCUGCGGCUAUCCAGAAGGGUGUGCCGCUGUACAAUGGCGGAAAUCCCGACGGCUGUGCACAGGUCUAUUCGGAAGCGGCGAAAAGGCUCCUCGACGGAGGAUCGCUGGGGUCGGGCGCCCGUGCCACCCUCCAGCGGGCACUCGACUCUCUGCAGCAGCUACCCAACGCCGACUCGAGAGCGUGGGAGCUCCGCCGAGCACUGGACGCCGUGGCAAAGGCCGACUCCCAGCCCUCACCGUCGGAAAGUGUCCCGGCACCGGCGAUGAUCCGAGACUUCUCGGCAAAGCGCGGGCUGGAGGUUGCCGGUUUCAUCGUGAACGACACCGUCAUGGGCGGCCGCUCUGACAGCGAGCUGGUGAUGUCCGACCAGGGAGCUGUCUUUCGUGGCACGGUCACCAAGCGUGGCGGUGGUGGCUUUGCCUCCGUUCGAUUUCAGCCGCGGGACCGCGGGGCCUUCCUGGCCAUGUUGCGCUCGGCCACAGGUGUAGCGCUGAAGAUCCGGAGGAUACAGGGCUGCGCGAGCUGGAAACUGCAGCUGAACAGCCAGCAAGAGAAACAGUGGCAGCAGGACUUCAUGGUCAGCGAGGCCAACACGCCUCAGGACAUUCGGGUUCCCUUGUCGGCUAUGUGGCCGACCUGGCGUGGGCGUGUCGUCGGAGGCUGCGGACUGGGCGGACGCGACCUGGAGGACAUCCAGGGCUUCGGCUUCAUGCUGUCCUUCCUCUCCGCCGAUGGUUCAAACAAUGCAGCCUUUCAGGAGGGUCAGUUCGAGUUGCAUAUCCUCGCCAUCAGCACUUACUGA